AUGGAAACGCUUAAGUUUUGCAUGUACUGCCUUCUGGCUCUGUUAGUGUAUGGCGACCUUGUGACGUCACUUCCAACGCAAUCGUUUGCCGGGAAGCUGUACAACUCGUCCAUUGCCUGCACCAGAGGUUCCCAGCAGACUCCACACGACAUUGACUGCCGGAAUGGCCAGCCCAAGGGAAUGGUUGGAAGAAUGUACAUCAGUAGGAUCUUCUACGGUGCAACACCGUUGUCCAUGGGUUGCAAUAGAACAGCUUCUUACAACAGCUGCUGUACCGUAGACCCUGAUGCCGAUUGUAUCUUUGCAAGUGACGUAGACAUGGAAGACGUGGCUAGAAGAUUCACCGGGUUCUCGCAAGCCACGUUUAGUGGAGUCAGACGAUACUCCUCGCUGGGAAAGUGCGACCAGAAGAUCUACCCGGAUUUAACUUCAUAUUCCUUUGUGGAGUUUGGUUGUGCCAGUGUCAGUCUGUUGAACGAUCUUACAAAAGACGUUACAUUCCAGUACCCAGACGUCGUCUACAUAGACAGUAACAGCUAUUUUAAUAAUUCUGAUGUGAAGGACUCUAAUUUUAGCUGUGUGGUGCAAACUGAGUGCAAUUCGUCUUUGAGCGUUGUUGCUCUUUAUCUCCGACGUUUCAUGAAUAGCAGUAGCCGUUGCCCCGAGGAAUUUCUCUUUCAGGAUGGCAAAUAUCCAGAUGUAAAAUCGAAUUUAACAUGCGAUGAUGGAGAUUUCUUAUUUAAUCGGAUGCUUUUUACAUCGGAAUCAAACGUGGCUAUAAUCAGUAUGUCAGUAAAAGGUAACCACACUGGGAGAGUGUUUAUGAAGGUCAAUUCCUCAAAGGAGAUGUCCAACAUUAGGCUCACGUGCGGGGCAGAGUUUGAAAGAACCCAAGAUAAUUUUAUACGAUGCCAAGGGGAUGCCUAUAUUGAAGAAACCACUUUAGUAAUACCCAGCACUUCAGAAACCACUAGUACUUUAGCAACAGAAACUGACUGUAUGUCAGUGCCUACAAAUACCGCAGGCGAUGUUCAAGAUUGGUCUAAUUGUAGGUUUGGCUGUAGGAAUUCCAUUGCUGCUGUUGCUUCUGAUCUUACUGUUUUGCUUCAUCCGACAAGUGAGACGCCGAAAAACAUUCGAGCAACAAAAACAGGACAACCCGUCAACGAUUUGUUCCGAAACGCCAUCAACAGAAAAAGUAUUGCCUACACCCGUGGAACAUACCUAUGA
Messenger RNA from Candidula unifasciata, 1230 nucleotides. Lineage: Eukaryota; Metazoa; Mollusca; Gastropoda; Stylommatophora; Geomitridae. The record is from the annotation of a GenBank genome assembly.